This is a messenger RNA of Paramisgurnus dabryanus, 3159 nucleotides long. It is a transcript of the gene akap10, whose product is annotated as A kinase (PRKA) anchor protein 10. The record is from RefSeq and is a predicted model, not a curated record. NCBI's taxonomy places the organism in Eukaryota, Metazoa, Chordata, Actinopteri, Cypriniformes, Cobitidae. Gene Ontology annotation, molecular function: protein kinase A binding. Gene Ontology annotation, biological process: intracellular protein localization. Gene Ontology annotation, cellular component: plasma membrane; mitochondrion.
GUGCCGCAGACACUCCGGAAGUGAGGCGUUUAUUGACAACAUGGCGACCGGGCUAGUUGAGAAGAGACUGGAAAUUGUUCGGUUUUCUCAAUGAACCCAAAUGUUGAUGGUCAGUGCGACAGCUGCGUGUGAAAGACUGUUAUGAAUGAAGGGAGACGGGAGAUCGCGGGAUGUUGUCUCUGAGCUGAGCGAGCGUUCACAGCUUCACAUUCAUCAUGUCGUUCUUCAGGCGGAAAGCUAAAGGAAAGGAACCUGAGCGACCAGCAGAUCCCAAAGCCAGCAAAACCCCAGUGUCACCCCACUCCCCCUCUCCCAGCGGCCGUAAUCAUGGUAUAUUUGAAGCAGCAGGGCCCAGCCAUGUGGCUAUCAGUGCAAUCUCAGCCAACAUGGAUUCCUUUGCCCGUGGCCGCACUGCCAUCCUCAAGAAACAGCCUAGCCACAUGGAGGCGGAACACUUUGGAGACCUAGGUCGUUCCAGUGUGAACUACCACGUUCAGGAGACUCGCUCUCGCCUUUCUAAAACUUUAGACCAGAUCUUGCGGGAUAAUGUGGCCAUGCCCUACUUCGUACAGUUUAUGGAGACCCGCUCGGCUGAGCACCUGGUCCGCUUCUGGUUUGAGGCUGAGAGCUUUCGUUCAAUCAGCUGGUCCAGGGUCAGAGCGCACAGCCUUAACUCAGUCAAGCAGAGCACCUUGGCUGAGCCUGCGACUGCUUCGGGAUCUCCCGACUCGCCAGACUCCCCCUACGACGCCGCCGGCACCUCUGCUGUGGACGAAGAUGACGGCGAGGACCCUUUUCUAUCCCGGACUCCCUCCAGACCUCUUACCCCCAGUCCCCAGGACACUAACUCGCAAACUGGGGCUCAGAUGGGCCACAGGAACUCCAUUAGCUCAGAAGGGUCGGUCCGGCCGGGAACCCCUCGGCUGCAGCCUACGCUACGGUCAGAAACGCCCACCAGACAGUCCACCUCCAGGACGGGCACUCCAGUUAAAGGUCAAACUACUGGUGGUCUACAUGAGCUCUCUGAGAAGCUUAUGAAAAGUAUAGAGAGAGAUGCAGUUAGCAUUUUCACGAAGUACAUAUCUCCAGAUGCUGCUAGACCAAUUCCCAUCACCGAACAAAUACGCAAUGACAUUGUGGCGAAAAUCUGUGGAGAGGAUGGGCAGGUGGACCCAAACUGCUUUGUCAUUGCACAAUCUGUCGUGUUCUCUAUCGUCGACCAACAGCACUUUAGUGAAUUCUUGCGCAGCCAUUAUUUCUGUAAGUACCAGAUCGAGGUGUUGACCAGCGGUUCUGUGUACUUGGCUGACAUCCUGUUCUCCGAAUCUGCCCUCUUUUACUUCUCUGAGUUCAUGGAGAAGGAAGAUGCAAUGAAUGUGCUGCAGUUCUGGAUGGCUGGAGAAAACUUUCAAGAUCAGCUGGCUGCCAAGAAGGGCCAGUACGACGGACAGGAGGCACAAAAUGACGCCAUGAUCCUUUAUGACAAGUAUUUUUCACUCCAAGCCACAAAUCCUUUGGGUUUUGGUGACACUGUACGAAUGGAGAUCGAGUCUAAUAUCUGUCGAGAGGGUGGACCUCUACCAGACUGCUUCAACACUCCUCUAAGACAGGCCUGGACCACCAUGGAUAAGGUUUACAUGCCAGGAUUUCUGUCCAGCAACCUUUACUACAAGUAUUUAAGCGACCUAAUCAACUCCGUGCGGGUGGAUGAGUUUGUCGGGGGAAACGGCAACACUUUUAGCCAGGGCUGGACCCCGGAAGGAGACCGCAACUCAAGUGGCACGGAGGGGUCACAAGCCCAGUCGCAGCAAGGUACUAGAAAAGCGGCCAUCAAGAUCCUGAAGAACUUUGACGAGGCGAUAACAGUGGACAUUGCCAGUCUGGAUCCAGAAUCUCUUUACCAGAGACCAUACGCUGGAAGAAUGACCUUUGGAAAGGUGAAUGAACUGGGCCAGUUCAUUAGAGAGGCUGAACCAGAACCAGAUGUGAAGAAAUCCAAAGGUUCUAUGUUUUCACAAGCAAUGAAGAAAUGGGUCCAAGGAGACUCGGAUGAGGCUCAAGAGGAAAUGGCAUGGAAGAUUGCAAAAAUGAUCGUCAACGAUGUCAUGCAACAAGGACAACAUGGCAGUCCUGAAGUGAAGUCAACAAAACUAUGACCAUCUCCUCUGGAACCCGCUCGUACGCUCCCUGACGACGCAACGGCUGCAGACAGAGAACGACCUGAAGAUCACGGCUGAUUUUAACUAAUCAGCGAGGAUAGCAAACGGCAUUCCGUGUUUCCUGCAUGUGUUUGUGUGUGUGUGGAUGUUUGGGAUGUGCCCACUAGUAGCCAAAAAGCAACCAUAUGAUCCGCCCAAUCCUUUCCGAGCGCUCUGAAGGACUUUUGUUUAUUACGAUAAAGAGCGAACCACAUAUUUAAACAAACCUGUACACAAAUGGAUCAUAAUGAAGAAAGCUGCGAGAAUACCGACACAAGCUGAGGAAUUUCAAAACGCUCCUGCCUCGCCAUUGUGUUCGACUGACAGGAAGUGCACAGGAAUCCAAAACCGUUCUUAUUAUCUUAGCUCUUAUGUCAUCUCUCUUUUAUCCUUUUCAUUCACUCCCUUUUUAAGUAUAGUUAUGAAGUCAUCAGGUCUUUUUUAGUAUAUGAAAAACAAAAGAAGAAACCCAGGGUGACUAUGUACAGUUUUGCUGUAUGCCAUAGUGGAUUUGAGUCAACUGGAAUGGCAACUAACAAACCCUGGCAAAUGGUUUUGGACUGCUCCCUUGAAUUCCUUCUUAGAACCCUCUCCCGGUCUGAUCCUAGAUCAGUGCAGACUGUAGAAAUACUCCACAGACCGCUAGGGUUGUCUAUCUCCUUUAUAAAUGUGGAUUCCUGGUUUACCACCAUAUAUUAAUGUUUAUCUUUUUUUUAUGGUGAUUGUCUUUUUUUGUAUGAUAUGUCAAGACUCUGUCAGAGUAGAUCUCAAUGAUGACUGUUCCUGUUGAAACGUGUACUUGUUCGAGUCAUUGCUUUGGACCUCAUUGAGAUGUGGGCAAGAAACAGGCAAAAGACUUUUGGUACUAUGUACCACUAAUAUGUUUUCUGACAUAUAUGUGUACUUAAUCUAUAAUAUAUUUAAAUGUGUUUGAUUUAAAUACAUAUAUUGUUGAAAUGUC